Messenger RNA from Akanthomyces muscarius, 1707 nucleotides. RefSeq lists its product as uncharacterized. The record is from RefSeq and is a predicted model, not a curated record. Lineage: Eukaryota; Fungi; Ascomycota; Sordariomycetes; Hypocreales; Cordycipitaceae. The transcript has a single exon. The coding region runs from base 1 to 1707 and encodes 568 amino acids.
AUGACGAGGCAACACUCCAACGCCUUCCUCCCCUCUGGAGGCUUCGACCGUGAUGACCUGCUCGGAGCUUCACCCUCCCGCAGCCAAGCCGAGCCCUCCAUCCCCUACGACCUGCAACCCAUCUACGAAUACCACACGCACUCCACGGGCGCCGCCGCAGCCCCCCGCUUCGCUGCUCCCUCCGCGCCACACUUCAACUAUACGUCCUCUCACAUGCCCCUUGCCUCUUCCUCCUCCUCCUCUCUCAAUCCCUCCUUCCGUCGCGACAGCAGCCUCUCGCCCACCGAUAUUGGCAUCGCCAGGGCACCCCGGCCCUCAAUGCUGCCUCCUCCUGCCGGCAGUCUGGGCCGCGAUGCUCUCUCGCCUAGCCUGGCUGUCGCCACGUCGCUCUCCCGCUCGGCCUCUGCAGACGCCGCCGCGCCGCAGCAAACCUCGCUGCAUCUCGUGCAGCGCCUCGCGCAGCAAAACUCGCUGAUCCGCGAGGCCUGGGAGGCCGAACGCAAAUACCUCGAGGCGAAUCGGAAACGGGCCGAGGAAGUCUACCAGGAGGAGCGCACCAUUAUGGAGGACAUGCGCGAAUCAUGGCUCAAUGAAAAGGCCGCCAUGCAUCGCGAGGUGCACGCGCUGCGCGACCGUGUCCAGCAUCUCGAGAGCGAAAAUGCUGGCCUGCGGUCGGUGACCUCACCUGGCAGUCAAUGGAGCGGCUUGGUCUCGCCCUCCGCCGGUGCCAAGCUGCACGCCCACUCGCUGCCACCUGGCCUGGAGGGUGCUGCGCGGCGACCACACUUUCUCAGCAGCAACGGAUCGCGUGCCUCUCCGACGGGGAAUCCUGAGCAGCUUGCAUCCAUGCCCCUCGACCCGCGCACCCAACCCGAGACGUCGUCUGCACGGGACUUUCUUGCUUUCCGCAAGAAGACUAGCGACGUCCCCAUCCCGCUCAUCGACGUCCACGAGAUCGACCCGAAACUGGACGGCAUAUUCAUCAAGGCCAACGCCGUCCGCGACACCUUUACCCAGUCCUCUGUCAAGUCCUCGCCCGCCACGUCACCACCCACCGACCAGAGCUCCUCGGAGCAGGCAGGCGUCGGCCUCACUCGUCGAUCCUCGUCCAAAGCGCAGACGAUGCAAGCACUCGCAGCCGGCGAGAUGCGCCGCAGAACCAUGCACGCGGGACACACGCCCAACCACUCGCUGUCUCUUUUCCCCACCAUGACGACGCUCGACGGCAGCAUGACGGCUGGUCAAAGCGAGGCGACGACGCCGACGGCACUAAACAAACCGGUCGAACAAGACGACGAAGAGCCGCCGACCCAGCCCGUCCCAGAACCAGAGCACGUCGACGUUGCACCAGAGGAGGACAAGCUACCAGACGCGCUAAUCGAUGACGUCGACGAGACGCAGCUGGAGCCGCGCCUGGAGCCCAAGGACGACGUCCCUCUCAAAGGCCCUCUGAUGGUCAAGAACAUCCCCGCGCAAGACGAGAUUUUCUGGGCCCGCGUCAAUCAGAAGCUGGAAGGCAUCAGCCACAGUAAAGAGGAAGCGCUACCGACCGUCAUCAAGUCGCAACUCGCAGACGACGACGACAAGCCAAAGACCAACGGCAGCGCGUCUGAUGAGCUCGACGCCGCGACCAAGCCUGUCGAGGCCGACGUUCCCUUGAAGAUGCGCACGACAACCAACUUUGGCGCUCCGUUUGGCGUGGCAUAG